This is a messenger RNA of Cotesia glomerata, 1212 nucleotides long. RefSeq lists its product as uncharacterized. The record is from RefSeq and is a predicted model, not a curated record. The coding region runs from base 1 to 1212 and encodes 403 amino acids. Lineage: Eukaryota; Metazoa; Arthropoda; Insecta; Hymenoptera; Braconidae. The transcript has a single exon.
AUGAACGCAGAGAUUCAACGAGGACCUCGCAAUGCUCCUAUUGCACAAUCCACCACGCUUGGUUGGAUUGUCUAUGGGGCUGUCACCGCUAAACACGCUUCAACAUCACACGCAGCACUACAUGCGUCAGUAGAUACUGAAUUACAAGACGCUAUCACUAAGUUUUGGGAACAGAAAGAAGUUCCAUCAGGAAAUUCACCGCUCAACACCGCUGAAGAAGACGAAUGUGAAAUUCACUUUCGUCAAACGCAUUAUCGACAGCCUGAUGGACGCUACGUAGUGAGAUUACCGCUUAAGGCCCUUGAGAGUCAACUUGGCGACUCUAUCAACGCAGCUAUGGGGUCACUCCGCAGAUUAAUAACUCGCUUGUCGCGAGAAAGAGAAUAUUCUGACAUGUAUCGUGCAUUCAUGGCAGAAUACAUUCAACUAGGACACAUGGUACGAGUACCAGUCAACGAAUUGCCCGCAAACGCUUACUUCUUGCCUCACCAUGGGGUAUUGAAGCUUGAUAGUGCCACUACGAAGCUCCGCACAGUGUUCUAUGGUUCCUGUGCAACAUCUACAGGAAUUUCAUUGAAUGACAUUCUCCACGCAGGACCCAAAACGCAAAUUGACAUUUUUGAUGUGAUGUUGAGAAUCCGUUGCAGCAGGAUUCUAUUCGCUACUGACAUCACCAAGAUGUUCAGACAGAUUGAGGUCGACUCGCUUGAUUGGCCGCUUCAGUGCAUUCUCUGGAUAGAUGAGAAUGACUUAAUAGACGCUUACUGUCUCAAGACAGUCACAUACGGAACCGCUAGUGCACCUUUUGACGCUGUACGUGUGCUUAUCCAACUAGUAAAGGAUGAAGGACACCGCUUUCCGCUAGCUGUUGCUCCAAUGUUGAAAAGACGCUACGUAGAUGACAUCUACGGUGGAGCAGACAACGAAGAAGACGCUAUCAAGGCUGCAGUACAAACAAAAGCUCUGUGUGCAGCAGGCUGCUUCCCGCUUGCCAAAUGGGCUAGCAAUAGCCCACGGUUACUCGCUGAAGUCGCUCCAGAAAAGCAGCUGGAUACACCGCUUAAGGAAAUCAGUGAUGCACCAGUAAAAGUCCUGGGCAUGUACUGGAAUUCACGCACUGACGCUCUACAGUUCAAGUACACGCUACCGCCAGAGACGCCCAAGACAAAAGAGCUAUUUUGUCUGAAAUCGCUAAGCUGUAUGAUCCGCUAG